This is a messenger RNA of Lolium rigidum, 1342 nucleotides long. Its product is annotated as protein REVEILLE 6-like. Gene Ontology annotation, molecular function: DNA binding. The transcript is spliced from 9 exons. Bases 42 to 881 code for a protein of 279 amino acids. The record is from RefSeq and is a predicted model, not a curated record. NCBI's taxonomy places the organism in Eukaryota, Viridiplantae, Streptophyta, Magnoliopsida, Poales, Poaceae.
GACCGGGGAAGCACGUCGCGGCCCCUGCCUCCAUUUUCCGUAUGGUCUCCGCGAACCCGCCGCCGGCGCAGCUGCUGGCCGAGGCGGACGACGCCAGCAAGAAGGUGCGGAAGCCCUACACCAUCACCAAGUCGCGCGAGAGCUGGACGGAGCAGGAGCACGACAAGUUCCUCGAGGCGCUCCAGCUCUUUGACCGUGACUGGAAAAAGAUAGAAGCCUUUGUUGGUUCCAAGACUGUCAUCCAGAUAAGGAGCCAUGCGCAGAAGUAUUUUCUCAAGGUUCAGAAAAAUGGAACCAGCGAACAUGUCCCUCCUCCACGACCAAAGCGCAAAGCUGCUCAUCCAUACCCUCAGAAGGCCUCCAAAAAUGAACUAGCAUAUGCCCUCAAGACAGAUCCAUCUUCCAUGCUUAGGAACUCAGGGAUGAAUGUGGCUGUUUCUUCAUGGACCCACAGUUCCAUCCCGCCGAUUGUCGCGUCAUCUCUGGUGAAAGAUUUAGGUGCUGGGUCUAUGGAUGCAAACAUGUUUUGCUCAAGCAGUAAUGAAGGCCCUCCAAGGGCAUGGCAACCUGGUGAAACCAAUGAUCAGCUAAAUCAAGUUCCACCACUCCGCAUUAUGCCAGAUUUUGCACAAGUAUACAGCUUCUUAGGCAGUGUUUUCGAUCCAAGCACAAAGGGUCAUUUGCAGAAACUUAAGGAGAUGAAUCCAAUUGAUGUUGAAACGGCACUGUUGCUGAUGAGAAAUCUCUCCAUCAACUUGACUAGUCCCGAUUUUGAAGAUCAAAGGAAGUUACUGUCUUCGUACAAUUCCACCUCUGAGGAGCUUGACCUAGGGAGCUCCAGAAGUUCUCUUCUAGCUGAUAGUGCAUUGAGCCUUUAUUGAUACUUCAUGAUUGAAGGCAGAUGGUGGUGUCUAUACUUUCAGCUCGAUCUCUGAAUAGGGGGUUCUCCUGGAGCACCCAUGGCCACGAAGGCGCUUGCACCAUUGUAUUUCUAGCUAGCUACGAACCAUAGAAUGUGUAAGGGUGCAACCAUGUACAGUAGGCUUCCGUAAGGUGAGAUAUGUCUAUAGCCUUAUGUGUAUAUAUUUUUGCCCCCAAGUGUGUAUCUUUCCUCCCCAAUACCACGGCCAUCUAGAUGCGCAGAUGUUGCUUCAGUUGAAGCUUAAAAGUGUCAUUCUUAGUAAUAGAAACUGGAGAGGAAAUUUUGAGUAAUUCCGGUUACUCCCUUUUCCCUCCAUUGAGUUUGAUUGCUGGUAUCAUUUUUGUUUAUGUUAUCUGGAGGAUACUGUCCCAUCCCAUGUGACGAUGACAUAACCAUAAUACUAUAUAUGUUGUUUGUUGA